AUGGAACUUGAAGCUGAAAUUUGAGGUUAUAGCAUCUGAACCACUAUAUAUAAAUCUGCAUUGUUUAGGAUAUGGGAAUGAAUAUGCAUCUAUUGAGAAACAGAAAUUAAGGCUGCAUCAAGUGGCGUUGACUAUGGAACGAAAUUAGAAACUCAAAUAGGCAUCACUAAUCUAAUAGCUAUUUCCCAAAAUUAUAAUAAUUCAAAGAAGAUUAUCUAUUUGCUAUUUAUAUAUUUAUCAAUUGCGAUUUCUCUAUGAUUUAACUAUCAAGGGUGAUGCAAAUUUUCGUUAGAAAAUUAUUUGAAAGCAAUAUUAAUCGAAUUCUUAUAUCACUAA
Blepharisma stoltei is the source of this 336-nucleotide messenger RNA. The record is from the annotation of a GenBank genome assembly. NCBI's taxonomy places the organism in Eukaryota, Ciliophora, Heterotrichea, Heterotrichida, Blepharismidae.